UGGAUGACGCGGUGUUUCCGGUGUUUUGGAUGACGCUCCUGUGGCGGAGUCUCGGUCCUGCUGCCGUUUAACGAACACACUCACGGAUACGGAAGUGCGAGGCUGCCACUACCACCUGUCAGCUGACUUACUGAGCACGCUCAGUAGGAGGGGUACCCUCCACAACACUCUGAUUAACACAGUGUAACUUAGACCGCCAUCAUGGUGCUCGCCGACCUGGGGAGGAAGAUCACCUCGGCGCUGAGGUCACUCAGCAACGCCACCAUCAUCAAUGAAGAGGUGCUGAACGCCAUGCUGAAGGAGGUGUGUGCCGCUCUGCUGGAGGCCGACGUCAACAUCAAGCUAGUCAAACAGCUGAGAGAGAACGUCAAGUCUGCCAUAGACCUGGAGGAGAUGGCGUCGGGUCUGAACAAGAGGAGGAUGAUCCAGCACGCCGUCUUCAAGGAGCUCGUCAAGCUGGUGGACCCCGGCGUGAAGGCAUGGACGCCCACUAAAGGCAAGAACAACGUCAUCAUGUUCGUCGGUCUGCAGGGCAGCGGCAAAACUACGACCUGCUCCAAGUUGGCAUAUUACUACCAGAGGAAAGGCUGGAAGACCUGCCUGAUCUGCGCCGACACCUUCAGAGCAGGUGCCUUCGAUCAGCUCAAACAGAAUGCCACCAAAGCCAGGAUCCCCUUCUACGGCAGUUACACAGAGAUGGACCCGGUGGUGAUCGCCUCAGAGGGCGUGGAGAAGUUCAAAGCAGAGAACUUUGAGAUCAUCAUCGUGGACACGAGCGGACGACACAAACAGGAGGACUCGCUGUUCGAGGAGAUGCUGCAGGUCUCCAACGCUGUGCAACCCGACAACAUCGUGUACGUGAUGGACGCCUCGAUCGGGCAGGCCUGCGAGUCCCAGGCCAAAGCCUUCAAAGACAAAGUGGACGUGGCGUCGGUCAUCGUCACCAAACUGGACGGGCACGCCAAAGGAGGAGGAGCUCUGAGCGCUGUGGCGGCCACGCGCAGUCCCAUCAUCUUCAUCGGAACGGGCGAGCACAUCGACGACUUCGAGCCGUUUAAGACGCAGCCGUUCAUCAGCAAGCUGCUCGGAAUGGGUGACAUCGAGGGCUUGAUCGACCGAGUGAAUGAGCUGAAGCUGGACGACAACGAGGAGCUGAUCGACAAGCUGAAACACGGCCAGUUUACCCUCAGAGACAUGUACGAGCAGUUCCAGAACAUCAUGAAGAUGGGCCCCUUCGGACAGAUCAUGGGUAUGAUUCCAGGCUUCGGGACAGACUUCAUGAGUAAAGGCAACGAACAGGAGUCGAUGGCUCGACUGAAGAAAUUGAUGACCAUCAUGGACAGCAUGAACGACCAGGAGUUGGACAGCAAAGAUGGAGCGAAGCUCUUUAGCAAGCAGCCCAACAGGAUCCAGAGGGUGGCCCGGGGGUCAGGGGUUGCCACCAGAGACGUCCAGGAGCUCCUCACCCAGUACACCAAGUUCGCCCAGAUGGUCAAGAAGAUGGGAGGCAUCAAAGGACUCUUCAAAGGAGGAGACAUGUCCAAGAACGUGAACCCGUCUCAGAUGGCCAAACUGAACCAGCAGAUGGCCAAAAUGAUGGACCCCAGAGUCCUGCACCACAUGGGCGGCAUGGCGGGUCUCCAGUCGAUGAUGCGUCAGUUUCAGCAGGGCGCCGCGGGCAACAUGAAAGGCAUGAUGGGAUUCAACAACAUGUGACCACCGACCAACCAGCUGCCUUAACUACAGGUUCCGCCUCCAGACAGGUGGAGGGGUGGGGCUUAGAGUUACCUGUUCUCUGCUGCUUUCAAAGUGAGGAGGAGAGGAUGUCUCAUUAAUUUAAAUGUGUAGGAUGAAAAUGGAGUGUCCUGAUUAGACAAGCUGAUGAUGAUGAUGAUGAAGAUUAGUGUUGUAUUUUUGGCGUUUAAUAAACGUUUGUAUUUACACCAUUUUA
Molecule: messenger RNA, 1951 nt
Organism: Oreochromis aureus
Lineage: Eukaryota; Metazoa; Chordata; Actinopteri; Cichliformes; Cichlidae
Gene: srp54
Product: signal recognition particle 54
Exons: 17
Coding region: 202-1716 (504 amino acids)
Biological process (GO): SRP-dependent cotranslational protein targeting to membrane, translocation; SRP-dependent cotranslational protein targeting to membrane
Cellular component (GO): cytosol; signal recognition particle, endoplasmic reticulum targeting
Molecular function (GO): GTP binding; endoplasmic reticulum signal sequence receptor activity; ATP hydrolysis activity
Source: RefSeq, a predicted model, not a curated record